AUGGUAGUGACGAGCACAAAAUUAGAGGGUAGUGACGAUGAGGAGGAACACGUCCACUCGACCUUCGCUUCCAGAUACGUCCGCACAUCUCUUCCCAGAAAUAAGAUCCCGAGCGGGUUGAUGCCGAAGGAGGCGGCGUAUCAGAUAGUGAAUGACGAGCUAAUGCUGGACGGGAACCCUCGCCUGAAUUUGGCCUCGUUUGUGACGACUUGGAUGGAGCCUGAAGUCGACAAGCUUAUAAUGGCCAGCCUCAACAAGAACUACGUCGACAUGGACGAGUACCCCGUCACCACUGAGCUCCAGAAUCGGUGUGUGAAUAUGAUUGCUCAUCUCUUCAAUGCCCCGAUUGGUGGUGACGAUGGCAAUGCGGUUGGCGUAGGCACGGUGGGUUCGUCGGAAGCCAUAAUGCUUGCCGGUCUUGCUUUUAAGAGGAAGUGGCAAGCAAAGAGGAAAGCUCAAGCCAAACCUCACGAUCGGCCUAACAUCGUCACGGGGGCUAAUGUGCAGGUUUGUUGGGAGAAAUUCGCGAGGUACUUUGAGGUAGAAUUGAAGGAGGUGAAGUUAAGUGAAGGUUGCUAUGUGAUGGAUCCGGCUAAAGCGGUGGAAAUGGUGGACGAGAACACGAUAUGUGUCGCGGCUAUUUUGGGCUCGACGCUAACCGGCGAAUUCGAAGACAUCAAACUCCUUAACGAGCUCCUAUCGAAAAAGAACGAAGAAAUUGGUUGGGACACCCCGAUUCAUGUAGACGCCGCUAGUGGAGGGUUUAUCGCCCCGUUUCUUUGGCCGGAGCUCGAGUGGGACUUCCGAUUGCCGCUCGUGAAGAGCAUUAAUGUGAGUGGUCAUAAAUAUGGCCUUGUUUAUCCGGGUGUUGGGUGGGUCGUGUGGCGGAGUAAAGAGGAUUUGCCGGACGAGCUCGUGUUUCACAUCAACUACCUCGGAUCCGAUCAGCCGACUUUCACCUUAAACUUCUCCAAAGGAUCUUCCCAGAUCAUCGCGCAGUAUUAUCAGUUUAUACGACUUGGCUUUGAGGGCUACAAAAACAUCAUGGAAAGCUGCAUGGAAAACGCGAGGAUGCUGAAAGAAGGGAUUUCAAAGACGAACAGGUUCGAAAUCCUCUCCAAGGAAAUGGGAGUCCCGCUCGUGGCCUUCUCUCUCAAGGACAGCAGUAAGUACACUGUUUUCCAGAUAGCCGAGUCGUUGAGACGGUUCGGGUGGACAGUGCCAGCUUACACUAUGCCACCCGAUGCCGAGCACAUUGCUGUUUUGCGGGUCGUGAUUAGAGAAGAUUUCAGCCGCGGGCUUGCGGAGAGGCUCGUUUCUGAUAUCGAGAAGGUAGUGAAGGAGCUGGAGGCAUCGCCGGCACGUGUUGGGAAGAGUGUAGAUUCGAGUCGGGAAAAAAUUUGUAGCUAUUGGAAGAGGAUUUCGGACAAGAAGAAAACGAGCGGGAUUUGUUAA
Molecule: messenger RNA, 1455 nt
Organism: Striga hermonthica
Lineage: Eukaryota; Viridiplantae; Streptophyta; Magnoliopsida; Lamiales; Orobanchaceae
Source: the annotation of a GenBank genome assembly